AUGGCCACGUUUAACAAGUUCUUUUCCUCUGUUUUCCUCGCUGUUCUGUACGCGUCAUCAUACGGAAAUGCAGCACCUUGGCCUACGAACGCAAAGCACGGCACCCAUCGUGUUAGGACUCUUGGGAAAGGUGUUCAGGUUGAGGCGUUCCACCCUCCAAGCAGCUACAAGACCUAUGGAGCCGGUGUCGACCUCGCAUCAUCGUUCACGAGCUCCGGAAUCGAAGACAAGACUGUUUCCUACAUCUCAUCAGAGUUGCAAGUCGAUUCGGCCAAAGUGACUUUCAAGUCUGGUUAUACCCAGAACGGCCAAUCCUUUGCUUACGCGAAGCAAGUCCAUAAUGGCAUUCCUGUCUCUAACGCCGUCGCCAACGUUGCAUUCAAAGAUAACAAGGUCAUCGCUUUCGGUCAUUCAUUCGUUGAUACCAGCAAGAUCGCUCCCUCUACACCCUCAGUUGACGUCAACGCUGUCAUCCCCAAGACCGAAGAGGUUCUAGAGGGUAAAAAGAACGAGAUCGAACCUACCCUCGAGUACCACGCUCUCGCAGACGGCAGUGUCGCCCUUGCACACGUCUUCCAAGUUCAGAAUGAUGAAGCCGGAACAUGGUAUAAGGCCUUUGUUGAUGCCCACACCGGUGAUUUGAUCUCUGUGACGGACUACGUCGCCGACGCAUCGUAUAAAGUUCUUCCCGUUAACAAGGAGCUCAUCACUGACGGCCUCGAACUCGUCACAGAUCCUCAGAACACCGCCUCUUCCCCAAGCGGAUGGCAUAGCGACGGUAAAAGUAACACCACCGACACGUCAGGUAACAACGUCGUUGCUUACAAGGGCUCCGUGUCCUCUACUACCAAGCAAUCUGCCGACAAUCUCGUUUUCGAUUACACUUACGAUACCACCAAGGCACCCGACGUUGCCAACAACGUCAACGCAGCCCGCACCAAUGCCUUCUAUCUGGUCAAUUCCUACCACGACACAUUGUACCAAUACGGUUUCACCGAGGCUUCCUUCAACUUCCAGAACGACAACUUUGGAAAGGGCGGUGCUGGUAACGAUAGAAUCCGUAUCAGCGUGCAAGAUGCAUCUGGCACCGACAACGCUGACUUUGCCACUCCUCCCGAUGGUCAAUCUGGACAAUGCAGAAUGUUUAUCUGGACUGCUACUAACCCAAAACGCGAUGGUGUCCUUGAAAACGACAUCCCCCUCCAUGAAGUUACUCAUGGUCUUACCAACCGAAUGACAGGUGGAGGAACUGGUGAGUGUUUGCAGAGUCUAGAGGCAGGUGGUAUGGGUGAAGGAUGGUCAGAUAUUGUUGCCGACUGGUUCUCUCACUCCGACUCUGCUGACGUUACCGAUUUUAUCAUGGGUCAGUAUGUCACCAACGACCCGGCCGGUAUUCGUUCGCAUCCUUACUCCACCUCCGCAUCCACCAACCCCCUCCGGUACUCCGAUAUUGCUAAACUGGAUGAGGUUCACAACAUUGGAGAGGUAAGAACGGUUCAUCCAGAGAUGGUUCUUUUUAAAUCUCUCACCUUCUUCUUUCUCCCCAAUCCCCUUUGA
Marasmius oreades (fairy-ring Marasmius) is the source of this 1557-nucleotide messenger RNA. RefSeq lists its product as uncharacterized. Gene Ontology annotation, molecular function: zinc ion binding; metalloendopeptidase activity. The transcript has 10 exons. The coding region runs from base 1 to 1557 and encodes 518 amino acids. The record is from RefSeq and is a predicted model, not a curated record. Lineage: Eukaryota; Fungi; Basidiomycota; Agaricomycetes; Agaricales; Marasmiaceae.